Molecule: messenger RNA, 579 nt
Organism: Protobothrops mucrosquamatus (brown spotted pit viper)
Lineage: Eukaryota; Metazoa; Chordata; Lepidosauria; Squamata; Viperidae
Product: E3 ubiquitin-protein ligase DTX4
Exons: 4
Biological process (GO): Notch signaling pathway; protein ubiquitination
Cellular component (GO): nucleoplasm
Molecular function (GO): ubiquitin protein ligase activity
Source: RefSeq, a predicted model, not a curated record
GACUGUACUAUUUGCAUGGAACGCCUCUCUGCUCCCUCAGGCUACAAAGGGCCUCAACCAGUCGUCAAGCCAGAAUUGGUGGGCAAGCUGUCCAAAUGUGGUCACAUGUAUCACCUCCAUUGCCUUGUGGCCAUGUAUAACAAUGGAAAUAAGGAUGGGAGCUUGCAGUGUCCAACCUGCAAAACCAUCUAUGGGGUGAAGACUGGCACCCAGCCUCCUGGAAAAAUGGAAUAUCACCUCAUCCCGCAUUCACUGCCGGGACACCUUGACUGUAAAACUAUCCGAAUAAUCUACAACAUUCCACCAGGAAUACAGGGACCAGAGCACCCGAGUCCUGGGAAGAGUUUUACUGCCCGGGGUUUUCCUCGACACUGCUACCUCCCAGACAGUGAAAGAGGCAGAAAGGUGCUGAAACUGCUGUUGGUGGCCUGGGAUCGAAGGCUGAUCUUUGCCAUAGGCACUUCAAGCACCACUGGGGAAUCGGAUACAGUCAUCUGGAAUGAGAUUCACCACAAGACGGAAUUUGGGUCCAAUCUCACGGGCCACGGCUACCCUGAUCCCAACUACCUAGACAAUGUA